Messenger RNA from Ahaetulla prasina, 2983 nucleotides. RefSeq names its product nucleoporin 50 (gene NUP50). Bases 438 to 1844 code for a protein of 468 amino acids. The transcript is spliced from 8 exons. Gene Ontology annotation, cellular component: nuclear pore. NCBI's taxonomy places the organism in Eukaryota, Metazoa, Chordata, Lepidosauria, Squamata, Colubridae. The record is from RefSeq and is a predicted model, not a curated record. Gene Ontology annotation, biological process: protein import into nucleus.
UAGGGAAGCCCAAACCGGAAGCGCCGGGGGCGUGACCUGAGCUCCCUUGAAAAGCGCGGGAAUUCGGCCUGGUUGGAGGCCUUGCUGUGAGGCACCCGCUGAGGCCCCGGCUGGGCUUGAGAGCGGCAGCCGUGUCAAAGCACGCGCGGUUUGCGUGACAGUCAUGGCUUUUGCUGUAGUGUAGAGCGGUGUUUUUCGCCACCUCAUCCCUUUUAAGAUGGUUGGGCUCCACCCUCAUCCGCCCCUAAAUAAACCGGCUGGGGAAUUCUGGGAAUUGAAGUCCACUCAGGCGAGGCGGUUGGGAAACAUUGGCGUGGAGGAGAGAGAAAGAGAGGAAUAUAAGCCGCCUCUCAAAACUCUUCUGGCUUGGAAAAGAGCUGAAGACAUAUCUGAAAGACAACUAAUUGUUGCUUGCUGUGAUGCAGUAGUGCUAUAAAAUGGCUAAGAGAGUGGCAGAGACUGAGCUGACUGACAGAAACUGGGAUCAAGAAGAAGAAACAGAGGAGGUAGGGACUUUCUCAGUGGCCAGUGAGGAAGUUCUGAAAAACAGACCAAUUAAGAAGGCAAAGCGUAGAAAUGUGACGACUGAGUCAGAAAGUGGCGGAGCUUUUAAGGGAUUUAAAGGUUUCGUUUUACCCUCUGGGACUAGUAUCUUUUCUGGUUUCGGGAAUGGCUCGGGAACAAAAUCCUUCGGAGGGUUAUCCAAUGGUGGCGGCAGCUCCAGCAGCAUUACUCACAGCGCUUCGCUCUCCAGUUUAAAGACAACUUCAGAAACCGAACCUACAUUUAGUUCUGUGGUCUCCAGCGGCUCAGCAAAUAAUAUUACAGUUGAGAAAGCCUCUGCACAUGCGGAAGCCAAUGGCGAGAAUCCAGAGCCCUUGUCUCCCGGACUCACUCAGAGCAAAGCCUGCAACUCGAAGAGCUAUCAUAAACAGUUGGCCGCCCUCAAUUGUUCUGUACGGGACUGGAUAGUCAAACAUGUCAAUGCCAACCCGCUCUGUGACCUGACCCCCAUCUUCCAUGACUAUGAGAGGUACUUAGCUGACAUAGAGCAACAGGGCCUCGCUGGCAACGGCAGCUCUGGAAGCAGCAGCAGCAAAGCCGCCGAAGCUCAACCUCGUCCUGCGUUUGGGGGCACCGCCCUUCCUCAGGGCUCCACGUUUUUGUUCAACAGCAAAUCGGAAGAGGUCCUCGGGAAGAAAACGGAAUUGGAAAAGAAAAUAGAACUCAAACCGGCAGCUGCCUCCACCACCGCCUUGUUCGCUUUUGGCAAAAGUGACAAAUCUAGUACGAGUUCAGGGGCGGCAGGAUCUGGAUUCUCAUUUUCCCCUGGAAAUGGAGGUUUGUUUGGCAAAGAUGCAAGCCAGACCAAGGUGGCUUCUUCCUUUUCCAAUAAUUCAUUGGACGCCCCGGCCGAAAAAGCUGGCAACGCACAAACAGGGGGUGACGAAGAGGAGGAAGAGCCGCCCAAAGUAGUCAUUAACGAAGUCAAAGAAGAGGACGCCUUUUACUCAAAGAAGUGCAAAGUCUUCUACAAGAAAGAUAACGAAUUUAAAGAAAAAGGAGUAGGAACAUUACAUUUAAAACCUGCCAGCAAUCAGAAAACUCAAUUGUUAAUACGGGCAGAUACCAACUUAGGCAACAUAUUGCUGAACAUUUUGCUGCCUCCCAAGAUGCCGUGUUCGAGAACGGGGAAGAACAACGUUCUCAUUGUUUGUGUCCCAAACCCCCCCAUCGACGAGAAGAAUGCCACAGUUCCUCUGCCAAUAUUGAUAAGGGUGAAGACAAGCGAAGACGCAGAUGAGUUGCACAAAAUUUUGCUGGAGAAAAAAGAGGAGGCCUGAGACUUGGCGUGUCCAGCGUCACAUGGAAACGCCGCCAAAACCGCUGCUGCUCUUUCCCCGCCACUUGACUCUUUAGUAGUAAACUUUUUAACUCAUCGCUCUCAUAUUUUAAGGACCAUCUUAGAAAUUCUGAAGGGUUUGAAUGAGGGAAAGAAAUGGAAGGUGGGCCAAUGGAAACUUGUAACCUUAGCAUGGAUGUUUUCUCCCCUUCUGAUUUCGAAAUAUCUACUGUGCAAACCAUCCGUCAAUAAAACGUGCAUACGAAAUGCCAAAAAAAAAAAAUCUUUAUUGGUUGUACGUGAAAAUUAAAGUUGCUAAAAGGCCCCUAUUCAUCUAGAAGUGGUGUAGCAAGCAAAUUAUGUGGCCGGUGGGGGUGGGGAUAGGCAAAUUGUAUUUUCCGGCUGGAUUUGGAGUCUUUAUCUGUUAGGGAAAUUCCUUUUACAAUUUGUGUUCUGUUAAAAGCUUUGUUUUUAUGUAACAACUGUUGGAGAAAUUCGAUUAUAGAAGGUCCAGGAGAUAGUUUGAAUGUUAUCUGGAGAACAAUUCUGAAAUAAUUGCCAUUUCUUGAUAUUUAACUGCAAGAUUCACAGCACUGUCUUCCAAGAAGAAAAUGGUGUCAAGAGGCUUGAGGCAAAACUUUGAAAACCUUCAUUCAUCUCAGUUCUCAUUAGAGCCCAUUGAUAAAGAGCUUGGUGGGGCAGCUUCUUCCUUCUUUGUCUCCUUUAGCUCUUCCCAAUCUGUUUUUUCCAUAGGUUGAAUUGGCAAGCACCUAAAAAAAUGCAAGUAGAAAAAUAGGGACCACCUUUGGUGGGAAAGUAACAGCGUUCCGUGCGCCUUUGGCGUUGAGUCAUGCCGGCCACAUGACCACGGAGACGUCUUCGGACAGUGCUGGCUCUUCGGCUCUGAAAUGGAGAUGAGCACCGCCCCAUAGAGUCGGGAAUGACUAGCACGUAUGUGCGAGGGGAACCUUUACCUUUUUGUCUUGUUAAAUUGGGAGAUGCUGACUUUGUCGCAAAAUCUAAGUGCAGGUAGCCCUUGACUUAACAGUUCAUUUAGGGAACUGUUCAAAUACAGAACGGCACUGAAAAAGGUGAUUUAUGACCAUUUUUCACACUUAGGACCUUUGCAGCAUCCCUAUG